AUGGCCAUCGCUCCUAUCACCGGCACCUUGAGAAGAAAAAUCAUCACCGACAUAUCGUUGGCCUUCGGCUGCGGCUUCAUUUUCGCCGGUCUUUACUGGGAGUUUGAGCACAAACCGCUCGUUCAGAAGAGAGAGGCCUUCUACGCCCAGUUGAAGGCUCAAAAGGAGGCCGAAGACUCCGUGUAA
Molecule: messenger RNA, 186 nt
Organism: Australozyma saopauloensis
Lineage: Eukaryota; Fungi; Ascomycota; Pichiomycetes; Serinales; Metschnikowiaceae
Gene: COX9
Product: cytochrome c oxidase subunit VIIa
Exons: 1
Coding region: 1-186 (61 amino acids)
Biological process (GO): mitochondrial electron transport, cytochrome c to oxygen
Molecular function (GO): cytochrome-c oxidase activity
Source: RefSeq, a predicted model, not a curated record